AUGUCCGAUAGUCUGGAUAUUGAAGAGAAACCUCCAGCCCCACCGUUGAGAAUGAACAGCAACAAUCGCGAUUCUUCAGCACUAAACCACAGCUCAAAACCGCUCCCCAUGGCCCCUGAGGAGAAGAACAAGAAAGCCAGGCUUCGCUCCAUCUUCCCAGGAGGAGGGGAUAAAACCAACAAGAAGAAAGAGAAAGAACGUCCUGAGAUCUCUCUUCCUUCAGACUUUGAACAUACCAUUCAUGUGGGAUUUGAUGCCGUCACUGGAGAAUUCACACCAGAUCUCUAUGGCUCACAGAUGUGCACAGGGAAGCUCCCAGAGGGCAUUCCAGAGCAGUGGGCCAGGCUACUACAGACCUCCAACAUAACAAAACUGGAGCAGAAGAAGAACCCACAGGCUGUUCUAGAUGUUCUCAAAUUUUAUGAUUCCAAAGAAACAGUUAACAACCAGAAAUAUAUGAGCUUUACGUCAGGAGAUAAAAGCGCCCAUGGAUACAUAGAAGCCCAUCCUUCGAGCACAAAAACAGCAUCAGAACCCCCGCUAGCUCCCUCUGUUUCUGAAGAAGAGGAUGAAGAUGAUGAAGAGGAGGAAGAUGACAAUGAACCUCCACCUGUUAUCGCACCACGGCCUGAACAUACAAAAUCAAUCUACACACGCUCUGUAAUUGAACCUGCCGCUGCACCAGCACCGGCUAAAGAAGCCACCACUCCCCAACCUGAAAACUCAAACACAAACACUUUGUACAGAAACACAGACCGGCAGCGAAAAAAAUCCAAGAUGACAGAUGAGGAGAUCCUAGAGAAACUGAGGAGCAUUGUGAGUGUGGGAGAUCCUAAGAAGAAAUACACUCGAUUUGAAAAAAUUGGCCAAGGGGCAUCAGGAACUGUUUAUACAGCAAUCGACAUCGCCACGGGGCAAGAGGUGGCCAUAAAGCAAAUGAAUCUCCAACAACAGCCCAAAAAGGAACUAAUUAUUAAUGAAAUCCUGGUCAUGAGGGAAAAUAAGAACCCCAAUAUUGUUAACUAUUUAGACAGCUACCUAGUCGGUGAUGAACUCUGGGUGGUUAUGGAAUACUUGGCUGGAGGCUCUUUAACCGAUGUUGUUACAGAGACAUGUAUGGAUGAAGGACAGAUAGCAGCUGUCUGUAGGGAGUGCCUGCAAGCACUGGAUUUCCUUCAUUCAAACCAAGUGAUUCACAGAGACAUCAAAAGCGACAAUAUUCUUCUUGGAAUGGAUGGAUCUGUCAAAUUGACUGAUUUUGGCUUCUGUGCUCAGAUCACCCCUGAGCAGAGUAAACGGAGCACAAUGGUUGGGACUCCUUACUGGAUGGCACCAGAAGUGGUGACAAGAAAAGCAUACGGCCCCAAAGUGGACAUCUGGUCACUUGGGAUCAUGGCAAUAGAAAUGGUGGAAGGAGAACCUCCUUACCUUAAUGAAAAUCCUCUCAGGGCGCUGUAUCUGAUAGCUACGAACGGGACACCAGAGCUGCAGAACCCCGAGCGACUGUCCGCCGUGUUCCGCGACUUUCUGAACUGCUGCCUGGAGAUGGAUGUGGACAGGCGAGGGUCUGCCAAGGAACUUCUGCAGCAUCCAUUUUUAAAAUUAGCCAAGCCUCUCUCCAGCCUGACUCCUCUGAUCAUUGCAGCAAAGGAAGCGAUUAAGAACAGCAGCCGCUAGCACUUCAGGCCGGCUUUCUCCCAUGCCAGCUCAGAGCAGGACUGAGAACAAAAACUCUAUAAAACCUCAACUCUUGUGCUGCAGGACAGAUGGACGGAUGAACAAAUCAACGGUCACAGUCAUGGUGGUAGGAGGGAGAACAACCCAGUCCCUCAAGGAGUAAAAUAUUA
This is a messenger RNA of Pelecanus crispus (Dalmatian pelican), 1847 nucleotides long. It is a transcript of the gene PAK3, whose product is annotated as p21 (RAC1) activated kinase 3. Gene Ontology annotation, molecular function: ATP binding; protein serine/threonine kinase activity. Lineage: Eukaryota; Metazoa; Chordata; Aves; Pelecaniformes; Pelecanidae. Gene Ontology annotation, biological process: protein phosphorylation. The record is from RefSeq and is a predicted model, not a curated record.